Prunus armeniaca (apricot) is the source of this 405-nucleotide messenger RNA. NCBI's taxonomy places the organism in Eukaryota, Viridiplantae, Streptophyta, Magnoliopsida, Rosales, Rosaceae. The record is from the annotation of a GenBank genome assembly.
AUGGCAAACUUGGCAAAAUUGGAAUUUGCUGCCUUGGACAUUUCUGGGGACAACUAUCUAUCAUGGGUCAUGGAUGCCAAGAUCCAUCUGCGUGCCAAUGGCCUUGGAAAAACAAUUGUAGAUGGAAGUGAUGCAUCACCUGAGGAAAACGCAAAGGCUAUGAUUUUUCUUUGUCAUCACAUUCAUGAAGCGUUGAAAAGCGAAUAUGUGAUGGUCGAUGAACCAUUGGUUCUGUGGAAAGCCUUAUGUGAAAGAUACAAUAACCAGAAGACGGUGACCCUCCCAAGAGCCAGAUAUGAGUGGACACACUUGAUAUUCCAAUAUUUCAAGUCAGUAUCUGAGUACAACUCAGCAAUGCACAGAAUCACCUCCCUGAUGAAAUUAUGUGGUGAAAAUAUCUCUUAA